Molecule: messenger RNA, 832 nt
Organism: Carassius auratus (goldfish)
Lineage: Eukaryota; Metazoa; Chordata; Actinopteri; Cypriniformes; Cyprinidae
Product: collagenase 3-like
Exons: 5
Coding region: 1-798 (265 amino acids)
Biological process (GO): collagen catabolic process; proteolysis; extracellular matrix organization
Cellular component (GO): extracellular matrix
Molecular function (GO): metalloendopeptidase activity; zinc ion binding
Source: RefSeq, a predicted model, not a curated record
AUGGGGAUUCAGAGACAGCUGUGUUUUCUUGCAAGCCUGGUGCUGGUUAUUCACACCGCACCAAUUUUAAGGCCCACUGAAAAAGAAGUAGCCAUUGCAAGGGAUUACCUGAGAAACUUCUACAAUCUGAAAGAUUUAAUGAGCACUUCCGAUUUUCACCCAGAAGAAGAGAUCAAUCCCCUGUCUGAUAAGCUGAAAGAGAUGCAGAAGUUUUUCAGGCUUAAGGUCACUGGGAAGCUGGACAAAGAAACACUGGAGGUGAUGAAGAAGCCCCGCUGUGGAGUUCCAGAUGUAGCUGCGUACUCCACAUUUGGAGGCAAUCCCAAAUGGAACACCAACAGGCUCACCUACAGAAUCGUGAACUACACCCCUGACAUGUCAAAAACAGAUGUGGAUCAAUCCAUAAGGAAAGCGCUGCAGGUCUGGGCCGAUGUCACUCCUCUGAGAUUCACUCGUAUUAACAAAGGCAUAGCUGACAUCAUGAUCUCCUUUGCUACAGGGGAUCAUGGCGAUGUUCAGUCAUUUGACGGACCACAAGGCAUAUUGGCUCAUGCUUUUGCUCCUUCUCCUGGAAUCGGUGGAGAUGCACAUUUUGAUGAAGAUGAGUUUUUCACCUUGCGCUCAUCAAAAGGACUUGUCCUGUUCUUGGUGGCCGCCCAUGAGUUUGGUCACUCUUUGGGUCUUUCUCAUUCUGACGUUCCUGGCGCUCUGAUGUUUCCCACAUACAGUUAUAUUGAUCCAGAUCGUUUCUCUCUGUCCAAUGAUGACAUCAGAGGGAUUCAGUCCCUUUAUCCGUAAACAUGGAAGGAUGAGAGCUAGUAGGAAAUAAUAA